UCUCGCGCAGACUCACGGACGCUGCGCUGUUGAUCCGAGCGAUCUUCAGCGGAUUCAUGCUACUUAUCUCGCUCUAAACACCGUUUCUCCUCCUUUCACACCGUUUCUGGCUGUUCGGGUGAUUUAAGUGAACGCCAUGUCCUACAACUACGUUGUGACGGCGCAGAAGCCGACGGCGGUGAACGCCUGCGUCACGGGUCACUUCACAUCUGCGGAGGAUCUGAACCUGCUGAUCGCCAAGAACACGCGUCUGGAGAUCUAUGUGGUCACUGCUGAGGGUCUGAGGCCGGUCAAAGAGGUCGGCAUGUACGGCAAGAUCGCGGUCAUGGAGCUCUUCAGACCCAAGGGUGAGAGCAAAGAUCUUCUGUUCAUUCUGACCGCUAAAUACAACGCCUGUAUCCUGGAGUACAAGCAGAACGGAGACAGCAUCGACAUCAUCACCCGCGCUCACGGAAACGUGCAGGAUCGGAUCGGCCGUCCGUCUGAGACCGGGAUCAUCGGGAUCGUGGAUCCGGAGUGUCGUAUGAUCGGCUUGCGGCUGUACGAUGGGCUGUUUAAGGUCAUUCCUCUGGACCGUGAUAACCGCGAGCUCAAAGCCUUCAACAUUCGUCUGGAGGAGCUGCAGGUCAUAGACGUCCAGUUCCUGUACGGCUGCCAGGCGCCCACCGUCUGCUUCAUAUAUCAGGAUCCUCAGGGUCGGCACGUCAAGACAUACGAGGUUUCUCUCAGAGAGAAGGAGUUCAACAAAGGACCCUGGAAGCAGGAGAACGUGGAAGCUGAAGCAUCGAUGGUCAUCCCAGUCCCAGAGCCGUUUGGAGGAGCUAUAAUCAUCGGACAGGAGUCCAUCACUUAUCACAACGGAGACAAAUACUUAGCCAUCGCUCCUCCAACUAUCAAGCAAAGCACCAUCGUGUGUCACAACCGCGUGGAUCCGAACGGCUCGCGGUACCUGCUGGGAGACAUGGAGGGACGACUCUUCAUGCUGCUGUUGGAGAAAGAGGAGCUGAUGGACGGAGCUGUGGUGCUCAAAGACCUGCGGGUGGAGCUGCUGGGAGAGACCUCCAUCGCCGAGUGUCUGACGUAUCUGGACAACGGUGUGGUGUUUGUGGGCUCCAGACUUGGAGAUUCUCAACUAGUUAAGCUGAAUGUGGACAGUAAUGACCAGGGUUCGUAUGUGGCUGUAAUGGAGACCUUCACUAACCUGGGGCCGAUAGUGGACAUGUGUGUGGUGGACCUGGAGAGACAAGGACAGGGUCAGCUGGUGACGUGCUCCGGAGCGUUUAAGGAAGGCUCUCUCCGGAUCAUCCGGAAUGGCAUCGGGAUCCAUGAGCACGCCAGCAUCGAUCUGCCCGGCAUCAAAGGUCUGUGGCCUCUCCGCUCCGAGUCGGGCAGAAACACUGAUGACAUGCUGGUUCUGUCGUUUGUGGGUCAGACCAGGGUGCUGAUGCUGAGUGGAGAGGAGGUGGAGGAGACGGAGCUGCCGGGGUUUGUGGAUAAUCAGCAGACGUUCUUCUGUGGGAAUGUAGCGCAUCAGCAGCUCAUACAGAUCACGUCGGUGUCUGUGAGGCUGGUCACUCAGGACAGCAAGGCUCUGGUGAGCGAGUGGAAGGAGCCUCAGGGCAGGAACAUCAGCGUGGCGUCCUGCAACAGCACUCAGGUGGUUCUAGCUGUGGGUCGAGUGCUGUAUUACCUUCAGAUCCUCACAGGAGAACUCAAACAGAUCAGCUCUACAGAGAUGGAGCAUGAGGUGGCGUGUCUGGACAUCACUCCUCUGGGUGAGAGCGCAGGAGAAUCCAGCAUCUGUGCUGUGGGACUCUGGACCGACAUCUCAGCACGCCUGCUCAAGUUACCCUGCUUCAGCCCGCUGCACAAAGAGAUGCUGGGCGGAGAGAUCAUCCCUCGCUCCAUCCUCAUGACCACGUUUGAGGGCAGUCAUUACCUGCUGUGUGCGCUGGGAGACGGGGCGCUUUUCUAUUUCGGACUGGACAUUCAGACAGGUGUUUUGAGUGAGCGUAAGAAGGUGACUCUGGGCACUCAGCCCACGGUUCUGCGCACCUUCCGCUCGCUCUCCACCUCCAAUGUGUUCGCCUGCUCCGACCGGCCCACCGUCAUCUACUCCAGCAACCACAAACUGGUCUUCUCUAACGUUAACCUGAAGGAGGUCAACUACAUGUGCCCGCUCAACUCCGAGGGAUACCCCGACAGUCUGGCUCUGGCCAACAACAGCACACUGACCAUCGGCACCAUCGACGAGAUCCAGAAGCUCCACAUCAGAACCGUUCCUCUCUACGAGUCGCCCAAGCGGAUCUGCUAUCAGGAGGUUUCUCAGUGUUUCGGAGUUUUGUCCAGUAGAGUAGAGAUGCAGGACACCAGCGGGACAACAGCAGCCGUGCGGGCCAGCGCCAGCACACAGGCGCUCUCCAGCAGUGUCAGCUCCAGUAAGCUGUUUCCCAGCAGCACUUCUCCUCAUGAGACGUCGUUCGGAGAGGAGGUGGAGGUGCACAGUCUGCUGGUGGUGGAUCAGCACACGUUUGAGGUGCUGCACGCGCAUCAGUUCCUGCAGAAUGAGUAUGCACUGAGUAUGGUGUCCUGUAAGCUGGGCAGAGAUCCUGCGGUCUACUUCAUCGUCGGCACGGCCAUGGUGUAUCCGGAGGAGGCGGAGCCUAAACAGGGCCGCAUCAUCGUCUUUCACUACACAGACGGCAAACUGCAGACGGUGGCAGAGAAGGAGGUUAAAGGUGCGGUUUACUCCAUGGUGGAGUUUAGUGGUAAACUGCUGGCCAGCAUCAACAGCACCGUGCGUCUGUACGAGUGGACGGCAGAGAAGGAGCUGAGGACCGAGUGCAAUCACUAUAAUAACAUCAUGGCCCUGUAUCUGAAGACUAAAGGAGACUUCAUCCUGGUGGGAGACCUGAUGCGCUCCGUGCUGCUGCUGGCCUACAAACAGAUGGAGGGCAGCUUCGAGGAGAUUGCUCGUGACUUCAAUCCUAACUGGAUGAGUGCUGUUGAAAUCCUGGAUGAUGACAACUUCCUCGGAGCGGAGAACGCUUUCAACCUGUUCGUCUGCCAGAAGGACAGCGCGGCGACGACAGACGAGGAGCGACAGCACCUGCAGGAGGUGGGUCUGUUCCACCUGGGAGAGUUCGUCAAUGUGUUCUCACACGGAUCUCUGGUGCUGCAGAAUCUGGGCGAGAGCUCGACUCCCACACAGGGCUCGGUGCUGUUCGGCACGGUCAACGGCAUGAUCGGUCUGGUGACGUCACUGUCAGAGAGCUGGUACAGUUUACUGCUGGAUCUACAGAACCGACUCAACAAAGUCAUCAAGAGCGUCGGCAAGAUCGAGCACAGCUUAUAUCCUUCAGCAGCUGAGAGAGAGAGAGUGUGUGUGUGUGUGUGUGUGAGAGAGAUAGAGAGAGAGUUUGUGUGUGUGUGUGAGAGAGAUAGAGAGAGAGAGAGACUGUGUGUGUAAGAGAGAGAGAGAGAGACUGUGUGUGUAAGAGAGAGAGAGAGAGAGAGAGUGUGUGUGUGUGUAAGAGAGAGAGAGAGACUGUGUGUGUGAGAGAGAGAGAGAGAGAGAGAGAGAGUGUAAGUGAGUGUCUCUGUCUGUGUGUGUGUGUGUGAGUGAGUUAGUAUGAACUCUGGCAGGGACUCUGUGUUGUUGUUGUUCUUGACUAGCGCCACCUGGAGGUCGUUCCACACCGAGCGUAAGACUGAGCAGGCCACAGGGUUCAUUGAUGGAGAUCUGAUCGAGAGCUUCCUGGAUCUGGGGCGAGCGAAGAUGCAGGAGGUGGUCAGCACGCUGCAGAUGGAUGACGGCAGCGGGAUGAAGCGUGAGGCGACGGUGGACGAGGUUAUUAAAAUCGUGGAGGAGCUGACGCGGAUCCACUAAACGAGAGCAUCACACAUCUGUACAGAGCUAUACAUACAUCAGAGUGUGUGUGUGUGUGUGUGUUUCACUCCACCUGAGUGAAUCGAGUUCAGUCACGCUCACACACUCACGUCUUCAUGUGCUAGUCCUGAGCCUCCAGAUGAAGAAGCCAGCACCGAUCCACAAUCAAUUUAGUGAAGCGUUUAUCAUUUAGGUGUCUCUGUUCGUUAAUUUUAUUAAAGUUUCAUUCAGUACUUUGGGCCUGUUGUGUUUUCUCAAGUGUGUGUGUGUGGUCUUUUAAUAAAAGCAGAAAAUGUCAUACCUGA
This is a messenger RNA of Carassius gibelio (silver crucian carp), 4194 nucleotides long. RefSeq names its product DNA damage-binding protein 1. Gene Ontology annotation, cellular component: nucleus; site of double-strand break. The transcript has 26 exons. The coding region runs from base 137 to 3469 and encodes 1110 amino acids. Gene Ontology annotation, biological process: proteasome-mediated ubiquitin-dependent protein catabolic process; DNA repair. Gene Ontology annotation, molecular function: nucleic acid binding; protein binding. The record is from RefSeq and is a predicted model, not a curated record. Lineage: Eukaryota; Metazoa; Chordata; Actinopteri; Cypriniformes; Cyprinidae.